Molecule: messenger RNA, 4125 nt
Organism: Calypte anna (Anna's hummingbird)
Lineage: Eukaryota; Metazoa; Chordata; Aves; Apodiformes; Trochilidae
Gene: PICALM
Product: phosphatidylinositol binding clathrin assembly protein
Exons: 21
Coding region: 159-2189 (676 amino acids)
Biological process (GO): clathrin coat assembly; clathrin-dependent endocytosis; synaptic vesicle budding from presynaptic endocytic zone membrane
Cellular component (GO): clathrin-coated pit; extrinsic component of presynaptic endocytic zone membrane; clathrin-coated vesicle
Molecular function (GO): clathrin heavy chain binding; phosphatidylinositol-4,5-bisphosphate binding; SNARE binding
Source: RefSeq, a predicted model, not a curated record
UCGGGUGACAGGUCCGUCCCUGAGGGCGGAGCGGGGGCCGCCUGCGGCACGGCGGGGUGAGGAGUGCGUGCAGCUCCAUCCCCCGGCUAGUCCUCCCGUCCCGGCCCCUGAAGAGGGAGCGGAGCCGCUCUCGGUUCCAGCACCGCCAGCAACCCGCCAUGUCCGGCCAAAGCCUCACCGACCGCAUCACGGCGGCGCAGCACAGCGUGACCGGUUCGGCGGUCUCGAAAACCGUCUGCAAGGCCACGACCCACGAGGUCAUGGGGCCCAAGAAGAAACACCUGGACUAUUUAAUCCAGUGCACAAAUGAGAUGAAUGUGAACAUUCCACAAUUGGCAGACAGUUUGUUUGAAAGAACUACCAACAGUAGCUGGGUAGUGGUCUUCAAAUCUCUCAUCACAACCCAUCAUCUAAUGGUGUAUGGAAAUGAGCGUUUUAUCCAGUAUCUGGCGUCCAGAAACACAUUGUUUAAUUUGAGCAAUUUCCUAGACAAAAGUGGAUUGCAAGGCUAUGACAUGUCAACAUUUAUCAGACGGUAUAGUAGAUAUCUGAAUGAAAAGGCAGUUUCCUAUAGACAAGUGGCUUUUGACUUCACAAAAGUAAAAAGAGGGGCUGAUGGAGUGAUGAGAACAAUGAGCACAGAAAAACUCCUAAAAACUGUACCAAUCAUACAAAAUCAAAUGGAUGCACUUCUUGACUUCAAUGUCAAUAGCAAUGAACUUACAAAUGGUGUAAUUAAUGCUGCCUUCAUGCUCCUCUUCAAAGAUGCCAUUAGGCUGUUUGCGGCAUAUAACGAAGGGAUUAUUAAUCUCUUGGAAAAAUACUUCGACAUGAAAAAGAACCAGUGCAAAGAAGGCCUUGAUAUAUAUAAGAAGUUCCUCACUAGAAUGACACGGAUCUCGGAGUUCCUUAAAGUUGCAGAGCAAGUUGGAAUUGACAGAGGAGACAUACCAGAUCUCUCACAGGCACCGAGUAGCCUUCUUGAUGCUUUGGAACAACAUUUAGCUUCUCUAGAAGGGAAGAAAAUCAAAGAUUCCACAGCUGCAAUCAGGGCUACCACCCUUUACAAUGCAGUUUCUUCUCUUGCAAGCACUGGCCUGUCCCUCACAAAAGUUGAUGAAAGGGAAAAACAGGCUGCACUAGAGGAGGAACAGGCUCGCUUAAAAGCUUUAAAGGAGCAACGUCUAAAAGAACUUGCAAAGAAACCUCAUACCUCUCUAACAACUGCAGCUUCUCCUGUGUCGACUGCAGCAGGAAGCAUAAUGACUACACCAGCCAUUGAUAUUUUUUCCACCCCGAGCUCUUCAAACAGCACUUCAAAGCUGCCAAAUGAUCUGCUUGAUUUGCAGCCAACUUUUCAUCCGUCUGUACAUCCUAUAUCUGCUCCACAAGUAGGAAGUACCUGGGGAGAUCCUUUUUCUGCUACUGUUGAUAGUGUUGAUGAUGCCAUUCCAAACCUAAAUCCUUUCCUUACAAAAACUAAUGAUGCUGCUCAUCUGUCUGUGUCUUCUGAUGUAUCUACUUUCACCAGUAGGACACCCACACAUGAAAUGUUUGUUGGGUUCACACCAUCUCCUGUUGCUCAACCACAGCCAUCAGCUGGCCUUAAUGUUGACUUUGAGUCUGUGUUUGGAAACAAAUCUUCUAAUGUUGUCCUAGAUUCUGGUGGUUUUGAUGAAUUAGGUGGUCUCCUAAAACCAACAGUGGCCUCUCAAAACCAGAGUCUUCCAGUUGCCAAAGUCCCACCUAACAAAUUAGUGUCAGAUGAUCUGGAUUCAUCUUUAGCCAAUCUUGUAGGGAAUUUGGGCAUUGGAAAUGGAACUACCAAAAAUGAUGUGAACUGGACUCAGCCAGGUGAAAAGAAACUAACAGGUGGUUCCAACUGGCAGCCCAAGAUUGCACCUACAACUGCAUGGAAUGCUCCAACGUUGGCACCACCUGUAAUGGCCUAUCCUGCCACAACACCAACAGGAAUGAUGGGCUAUGGGAUGCCGUCACAGAUGGGAGGAAUACCAGUAAUGACACAGCCAACUUUGAUAUACAGUCAACCAGUCAUGAGACCACCAAACCCCUUUGGUCCUGUACCGGGAGCACAGCUGUCUGCAGCAUCCAGCCCUUCCAGUCAGAGUCCUCACAGAGCCUCAGGAAAGGAUCCCUUUGCAGAGAUCUCUCUCCAGGAUUUCUUGUAGAACAACUUAGAUUCAAUUCAUGUAACUGUGUUAGAUGGAAGAGAAAGGAACAUUUCCAAAAAGAUGUGCUCACCAGUAAAUCCCUACUUCCAGGAAAAAAAAGUGAACUUCAGUCUCUCAAACUCUCCUCUUCCAUUAAAUGUUGCAAUGAAAUGAUGAAGAUCAAUGAAGGAACCUGGGACAACUCCAUCAGAAAACAUCAAUAUACAAUAUAAAGCCAAGAAUUGCCAUGACUUAAGACUAAGAUCUCCUUUAUGUCCUGGUGACUAACAGGUCAAUUUCAGCUUCUAAUAAUGUCCAUAAUGGGUGGUAACACACAAAGAGAAGCCUUUGUUCUGGGAAGUGAGAUUGGUGUUUGGAAAUGCUGUCUGGAAUGGAGAUGUCCUUUACCAUAACUCAAACCAAGACUCUGGGCAGGGGAGGGUCAAAUCCUAACUCUUAAUUCUGCAGUUACCUUUUCUUCACUCCUCACAAAUGUAGGCACAGCAGUAAUGGAAAUUAACUUUUUUUAAAAUUAUAUAUUCAGUUUGCAGUAGACAUUCCUUAUGUAUUAUUGUUUGUAUUUAUUUAUGAUUAUCAAUUUAACAUUAAUAUUGUAUCAAAAAAAAACCUCCUUAUGAAAAUGAGUAUGGAUGUAUACAGUAUGUCUGAUUUUUAUCCACAAAGAAUGAAUCUGAUUCAGAAUGCUUUUCAGCUGACAUACAGAGCACUAAAUAUUUUAAAGGUCUGAAUCUCAUGAAUUCUCAGUGUAUAUGGGAAUUAGGGAAGAGCUGUAAAAUGCAUUAAUCCUUAUAGUCAAUUCUGUGCCUAGGAUUUUGCAAGGGAACAGUUAACUGACUAGGAGAAGCACUACAUUUUUAAUUCGGCAUUAGUGCAUUGGGAAGGAACUUUAUUGCUUUGUGCUUGGCGUGUCAUUAUUUUUACAUUUGACAUUAUAAAGCCUUUCCAAAAUGAAUGUGAGGAAUUGCUUUCACUUUAAGACUUUCCUUCCUUUCUGUAAAAAAAUAAAAAUGGAGAUGUUGUGUGUUGGGGGGGGAGGGGGAAGCUUUUUCAUUUGGCUAGUGCCAUGUUUCUGAUCACACACCUUUUAAAAGUCAAAAAGGGGAAGCAGCUUCCUUACACAUGUCCAGUGGGUGUUUAGUUAACAAAGAAUUAAAGUAGCACUGUUGAUCGGUGCUUUGUGUAAAUACAUCAUAACUUUUGGGUGGAAUGGGGCCUUCAGAAGGAUUGUCACUGAUAUGAAAGCAAUUCUGUACAUGAAUUAAGCAUACUUGCUGCAUUGUCUCUGCAGAUUCUAUUUUUGUUUAAAAUAUUAAAAUGUAUGUUAGCAAAAAUGGGUGGAUUUUCAAAUAAAAUGCAGCUUCCACAGAACUUUUGUUACGGUAUGAAAGUCUGAGGUGCUUCUUUUCCUUUUGCUGCUUAAAAUGUGCACUGAUACUUGCUUUGUUUACUUAAUAAAAUACCAAAUGUAUUUCAUAUGUCCAUAUUGUAUUCCAGGAGGUGCAGCACUGUGAAUCUGUGAAUGAUGUGAUCUAUACAUCAUCUUGCUGGUGGAGCUGUAGUAGACAGCCUUAGUUCCACUAUAAAUGAGUUGUCUUGUUAAGAGCUGGAUUUCUUACUUAUUGUGUUAUUUCACCAUCUUCUAGUUUUUCAAAAUAUUCAUGGCAAUAAACUUGUACUGUUUAUAACUGAGCAAGAAGCAUAGAUAUGCCCCAGGAAAAUAUUUUGGUAGCUUCCAGUGGAAGGUAAUGCUGGAGAAGCUUUGAACAGUUUGCUGAGACAAUCAUCUGCAAUUAGACACUGGUUUUUGUCACAGGGAAAUUUGAUAGAACUGGAACUUUUCUUAGGUACCUGAGGCUCGUCCUGAAGGAUGUACAUCCAAAAACGAUCAGAUCAGUAGGUCUGAAUUACCUGUCUAAAAGCAUGAAUAAAAAAA